UUGAUCACCACAUUGAGCUUUUCAUCUAAUUCUUCUUUCUGAUUUGCUUAUUGUGUUCGAGAGAGAUUCUUGAUAGUGAUUAAGAACUCUUAUAUACCCUUUGAUCUUAAUACUAUAUUUGAAUGGCCACCAGUUUACAGAACCGUGGACUAGCUAGCUUGGGGAAGCGAUUUUUGAAGAGCUACGCAAGUGCUGGAAAUUCACCUACCCUCUCUACCAGGAGGGCAGUGCACGCAUCAGUGUACGACAAGAAUCCGGAGGAAUAUGUGCAGCCUUUUGUGGUGCCAGAUGAAGUGAUCAAGACACAAUCAGACAAGUACUGGGCUCCUCACCCUCAGACAGGGGUGUUUGGACCAGCCACCGAUCACAGUGGUUUCCACAUCAGGCCUGCGAGUGUUAGUGUAGAUUCUGUAUUGGAACAGAAGGCCUUCUUCCGCCCACUCGAGGAUCUUGAGAAGCCAGCCUACGCUUAAUCUUUCAUAAUAACAUAGUCGUUUCAAGUGUAUCUGUCCUCACUUUAGAUAGCAGAGUGGUGCCUCAACAUAAGAACUAGAGUACUAGUAGUGGCUAGCAGCAAAGGUGAAAUAUGUUUGCUUUGUGUUUGUCGAAUCUGUAACAAUUGAGUUGGAACUAUAGUAAGAGUGUAGAUUAAGACUACUUCUGCACUGCUAUCAAAUGUUUGUUAGUAUAUUGUAUAAUUGUAAUAAUAACCUUUUACUUCUAUUAA
This is a messenger RNA of Lycium barbarum (goji berry), 727 nucleotides long. Its product is annotated as late embryogenesis abundant protein At5g17165-like. NCBI's taxonomy places the organism in Eukaryota, Viridiplantae, Streptophyta, Magnoliopsida, Solanales, Solanaceae. The transcript has 2 exons. The record is from RefSeq and is a predicted model, not a curated record. The coding region runs from base 123 to 473 and encodes 116 amino acids.